This is a messenger RNA of Mycena indigotica, 1032 nucleotides long. RefSeq lists its product as uncharacterized. Gene Ontology annotation, molecular function: ATP binding; protein serine/threonine kinase activity. Gene Ontology annotation, cellular component: cytoplasm; nucleus. Gene Ontology annotation, biological process: protein phosphorylation; mitotic DNA damage checkpoint signaling. NCBI's taxonomy places the organism in Eukaryota, Fungi, Basidiomycota, Agaricomycetes, Agaricales, Mycenaceae. The record is from RefSeq and is a predicted model, not a curated record. The transcript is spliced from 4 exons. Bases 1 to 1032 code for a protein of 343 amino acids.
AUGUCUGCCACGACCAGCACGCUACAUCAACACCUGGACCUUCGUCCGGAAAAUUGGGAAAACUUGGCCUUACAAGACAUCUGGAGCUCCUGUAAGGACCUACUACACUCACGGGGCUAUAUCCUUGCUAGUAGCGAAGAGUAUGAAACGGUUGGCGAGGGACUGCCAUUGCCGAAUGUCGCUCGCAAUCCUUUCAAACCCACUCGCAACGAGAACUUUAUUCACGUUAUGAUGCCUGAGGCCGACGUAGUUCGGGGCCGGCAUCCAUCCCCGCUCCAAACUUGCGUUGAAGUUCUCCUUGGCCUGGACUCGAGUUUGAGAACAGUGGUCUUCAAAGCGAUUGGCAACGACAGUGCUGAACUGGCUGCUCUGAAAGAUUGCUCCAGCCCCAGCGCUCGGGAGGAUACUAGUAACCACACCAUUCCAGUGCUUGACUGGGUAGAGACACCGCAUGGAUUUGUCAUAGCCGUCAUGCCUGCAUGGGGCCAGUUCUGGAACGAUCCUCCUUGCGGAUCUAUGGGAACAAGGAUAGAAAUGGCAGUAAAACUUGUUGAAGGGUUGCAGUUUUUUCACAAGAGAGGCAUUGCACAUGGGGAUAUUCAACGUCAAAAUAUUGUAAUCAAUUAUUUUGACUGGCGAACGCAGCCACCAUACAAAUGCACAGACGACUUCCGGCUCACGUGCAAGGUCGAGUAUGCGUACAUCGACUUCGGCAGUGCGCACAUCUUGUCGCUGGCCAACCCUUGGGGUAUUCCUACAACACAUCCGACCACGGAGCCAGCGCCAGAACAAGUCCCCGCCAUGGAGGCUGAGACAGAGAUAGACCUGUUCGCUGCCGACGUUUUCAAUCUAGGAAAGGUUUUGCAGAUUGAGCUCGACGCGGCAUUGAGAAUGUACGGACAGAACCAUCUGGUAUCACUGGAAGAAUACCAGUCGAUUCUGGCGCAAAUGACGCAAGUCGAUCCACUCAAACGGCCAACUAUCGACCAAGCGCUGGCGGUGCUUACUCAGUGCAUCUUAAAAAUGGGGUAG